GGGUGUGCUAUGCUAAUAAUAGCGACGGCCCGGACUUGGCCUAGUCUCUCCUACCUCUUGCUCAUUGACCUCAUUUUCAACCAUUUUCCCAUCGAGCGACCUAGUAGACCACAAAGUUACUAGCACGAAUAUCAGCAGCUCUGAGUAUCCGCGCCCGUCUGUUUCUAGUAUCAUGGAGACAUGUUGUCCAGGACGCUCAUAACAUCCGCAGCACAUGCUUCAACCCUCCACAUCCAACCUUCCGCGUCUAUCAUAUCCCUAACGUCCCCUUUCACCCUCGGCUCCUUACGCACACUCCAAAGCGCAUUUAUUGCGCAUGCAACAACGUCCAAGACUCCAGUGAUCCCAGGAGAAGUCAACGCAGCGGUCCUUGUUCCGUUGUGUAACGUCGAUGGUGUACCCGGCGUGCUGCUCGAACUGCGAGGUGGUAAACUGAGGUCCCAUGCUGGUGAAGUCAGCUUCCCAGGUGGAAGGGUGGACCCAGCAGAUGCAUCGUUUCUAGCUGCCGCACUCAGAGAAACACAAGAAGAAGUAGGUCUGUAUAAUCGACAGAUCGAUGUUCUCGGCCAAUUUGGCCCGCCUGAGCAAAGUCUCAUGGGCCUCAGAGUAUGGCCCUACGUCGGCUUCGUAUACCCACGUGGCAGUCAUAGAACAUAUACCGGAUCCCUAGAUGAUCCCUUGCCCUCCAUUUCGCUUUCCUCACUCACGAUAUCUCAGGCAGAGGUGGCGACAGUUUUCCAUCUCCCCCUCUCCGCAUUUACGUCCCCUGCGCGUACUAGGCCUGACAUGUUCCGCGCCGCCAACCCAUAUUGGGCCAUUGAUGUCUCUGAUCUUGUGGAGGGGUUCGAGGGGAUAAAUGAUCUAUCGGGAGAAGUGGAUGGUGGGAAGGAGGGGCGUUUAGAAGUUUGGGGGUUGACAGGUUGGUACAUGUCAUUGCUCAUGAGGAUUUUAAAGGUAUACACUUGAAAGAAAUAUUAUCAUGUGGUGAGGUCCUGAGACC
This is a messenger RNA of Suillus bovinus, 1000 nucleotides long. Its product is annotated as NUDIX hydrolase domain-like protein. Gene Ontology annotation, molecular function: coenzyme A diphosphatase activity. Bases 181 to 966 code for a protein of 261 amino acids. NCBI's taxonomy places the organism in Eukaryota, Fungi, Basidiomycota, Agaricomycetes, Boletales, Suillaceae. The record is from RefSeq and is a predicted model, not a curated record. The transcript is spliced from 4 exons.